AUGUUGGAACUCAGACUUCAAGCAUCGGUCCUCAAGGAAAUUCUGGUGUUCAUGGAGACGAUGAAGGUGAAUGGCGAGCAAUUCAUCGAGACGAUGAAGGUGUAUGGCAUCAACUAUUGCUCGCGAACUGAGCUCGUUGGUUGUUGGCCAACCGAGCUCUUCGAUUGCUCGCCAACCGAGCUCUGCCUCCAAGCCUUGGAUCCCAGCUAUUUGUCUCUGGUGGCCUUGCGGCUCAGACCUGACGCCUUCAAGCACUACCAAUGCGAUCGGCCCAUCUCUUUGGGAAUUGUCCUCCCAAGCAUGGCCAAGAUCCUCAACUUUGCGGUAAACGACGACGACGUCACCAUCAGGCUGACGAUGGUGAUAAUAGUGGUACUGCAGAACAAUAGUAUUGGCUGUAUUGCUAGUGUGGAUGACAAGCCUGAAGAAGAAGAAGAAGAAGAAGAAGAAGUAACAGUUAUAGAAAUGAACGAGCCGGUUUCGAUCGAAUAUCAGUUGAGCUGCUUGAAGCCGUUUACAGAAGCUAGCCCGCUGUCAAACACAUUUAGGAUUAACUUGUCUCGGCAGCUGCCAGUUGUGGUUGACUACAAAAUUGCAAAGACGAGUUAUUUUAGGUUCUACUUGACUCCUAUAGUCAAGGACGAGGACGGACGGCGUCCCUAG
Rosa chinensis is the source of this 663-nucleotide messenger RNA. RefSeq names its product proliferating cell nuclear antigen. Lineage: Eukaryota; Viridiplantae; Streptophyta; Magnoliopsida; Rosales; Rosaceae. Gene Ontology annotation, cellular component: PCNA complex. The record is from RefSeq and is a predicted model, not a curated record. The coding region runs from base 1 to 663 and encodes 220 amino acids. The transcript has 2 exons. Gene Ontology annotation, molecular function: DNA polymerase processivity factor activity; DNA binding. Gene Ontology annotation, biological process: translesion synthesis; leading strand elongation; mismatch repair.